Molecule: messenger RNA, 4560 nt
Organism: Gilbertella persicaria
Lineage: Eukaryota; Fungi; Mucoromycota; Mucoromycetes; Mucorales; Choanephoraceae
Exons: 5
Coding region: 1-4560 (1519 amino acids)
Molecular function (GO): protein binding
Source: RefSeq, a predicted model, not a curated record
AUGAAAAACCUGGAUCAACUUUCAGAUCGAGUAACAUACGAAAUAAACCAGUCAAAUGAUGAAUAUACCACUAUUUCGUCAGCAGCGUCUUCGAAACUAUCGCUACAGGACGCAUUAUUUUCACACCUGUCUACGUCUGAUUCUCAGUCAGAAGUAUCCCAAUAUUCAGAUUUCCCUAAAAUAGCAACUCGACAAACAGUGGGGUCCAUCUUUAACGAACGACCGUAUUCGGUGGCCUCCAGUCUAAACAGCUACAUGGACUCAUUAUCAGAUACAUCACACAAUGACGAAGAGCUCUAUUACGAGAAAUGUUUUUGCGAUACUUACAUGGACGCAUUACGUUGUUUAUCCAAACUUAAUGCAACCCAAGCAUUUCAACUGUUUGAAUUUAUUGCGCGUCAUGGCCGUCAAGUUUACAAUAAAAUAAACAGUCGAACACAACAACUUGUCUCCUUUGCUCAGUAUCGAGCAGGGCGUAUGCUCUGCGAACUAGACGAUAGCAUGGAAGAAGGCCUUGGUUAUUUGCUCGAAUCGUCUAAAAAUGGCAAUGCUCGUGCCACAUUUAUUUUGGGCUAUUAUGCUGAGCGACGUGGCGAUAUAGAUCAUGCUUGUCACCUGUAUCAUCAGGCAGCUGUUGCUGGCGUUUUACCUGCUAAAGUAUCUUUUGGAAAUACCAUUCUGUUCAAGAAAACCGUGCCUGGUUUUCAAACACAAGAUGCGAUUCAAAUGCUAGACGAGGCUUCCAUUCAGGGACAUUCUAUUGCUUCUCUUUCCCUAGCUCUGUACUACGAAAAAACAAACCAAAUAGAGAUCGCCCUCAACUACUGCAAGCAUAUUCACAUCUCACCUACCAGUCCAAUCUUUUGUGUCAGUAGCUAUCAAAUUGCCAUCAUUUACUUGAAGGCUGGACGAGCCUUUGCAGAAAUCGCUUUUCGCUACAUGGCUGCAGCUGCUAAAGCCACGUAUCUGUCCAACAAGUUUACACCAGCAUUACGUAAAUUAGGUGUUUUGUCUCUAUUAGGUAUUGGCACCCCCAAGCAUCCUUCUGCCGCAUUUAGUUUUAUUCAAGAAGCUGCCAAAUAUGGUGAUGAACCAGCAAACAUCUUAUUGGGCCAAAUGUAUUUAAUGGGCCUUGGUUGUCCAGUCGAUCGGUCCCGUGCCAUGCAAAUAUUUACCAAUUACCAAGAUAACAUUGCAGCCAAACUGUCAAGGGGUCUGUUGAUUAUGCAAGAAAAUCCUCAGCAUGCGUAUCGUGAAUUCAUUGAGGUCUUGAGGUACCAAUCGACUCCCUUUGAUGAACAACAUUGGAAUUUACUCGCUAUCAAGUACGAAGCCAGUGUGCGUAUUGCUAUUUGGGAAUACAAUGGUAUUGGCGGUGCAGAAAAGAACCCCGCAAGAGCGUUUCAAACACUCAAGCGGUUGUCUGAAGAAUGCAACUAUAGUGGCGCACAUUACUGGCUGGCAUGGGCGUAUCUGGACGGCGUCAAAUUAGACGAUGGCACUGAGAUCGUAGCCAAGAACCUCGAUAUAGGAUUUGAAUGUUUGUUGAAAGGCGCCCGUCAGAAUAAAUCUGAUUGUCAAUACCGUCUGGGUCUCAUGUUGAAAGAAGGCUACAGUAACCAACGUUAUCAGAAAAAGCAUGCUUUUUCUUUCUUUUUGGAAGCUGCUGAACUCAACUAUGCUCCUGCCUUAACUCAAGUAGGUGUCUAUUACUUUAGUGGCCUUGGUUUAGAAGGCGGACGUGAUCUCAACAAGGCAUUCACUUAUUUCUCUGCUGCUGCUAAACACAAUGAUCCUCUUGCGAUCCAGUACUUGGCUGACUACAUGAUCAAGAAUACAGCCAAUGGGCCUAUCAACCGCUACCAUAUCUACACAGAACUCAAUCGUGCUGCAGGUGCUGACCAAGACCCUAUUGCCUAUCGUAUGUUGGCACUCGUAGUCAACAGUGGCAUCGACCCUUGUGAGACGUAUGAACCUGAUCUCAACCAACACACUAACCAUGUUGUCUAUGAUGAUUUACUUGCUCUUUACCGCGAAGCCAAAUCAGAAGCGAUAGAUAAGAGUGACAUCAAGUUUCGUUUCACAUUACAUUGUUUGUGGAAAGCCAUUGAACUUAAAGAUCACAGUUCUGGUCAACACUUGUGUAACUUUUACUCCAAGAUGAGCCAAGAUGAUAUCAUCAAGACCAUCGAAACGUUUGAAAAAGUGGAGACGCGGGUUCCAGACAAAUUGAGUAUUGCUUAUGCCCAAUUCUUGAAGAAGGCUAAAAAUAGAUCCAGUGCAUUGACCAAGUUUAUUGAGGUUGCGUCGUACAAUGAUAUGACGAACAGUAUUGGUUGGAAUGCACGACUCGAAGCUGCUAAAUUGAUUGUACUUGAAGGUGAAGGCAAAGCACGUAGCAAGACUUUGGUAUUCUCUUGGUUAAAUGAGAUGGUGAAAUACAAUGGCAAGAAUUUAUUUGUACCUUUUAUUUUACUAGCUAAAUGCCAUGAUGAUGAAAUCUGUGCCCAUUGUAGAAAACCUUUAGCCAGCUCUUUUUACGAAUAUGGUUUACAAUGCAAGUCAACAGAUAUCUCACUUGAGGUUCAAGCUAGAAUGAAGUUGAUUGAAACAUACUAUCAAUCCAACAAGAACACGCUCCUUCAAGAACAACUUGAUAUGGUUGAGCCUAUUUUAGAAUCACUUGUAGAUGCCACAGAAAAGAAGCUCAGAUCAGCAGACGUGUACUACUAUCGAGGUUUAUUGGCCUUACAUAACGGCACUAUCUUUAAUUAUCGUAAAAAGGCUAUGUACUAUCUGAGCAAGGCUGAACAAUUAGGCCAUAUCUUGGCAUGUCUAGAAUUAGGUUAUCUUUACGGUACCAUGGAAUAUAAAGAAGAAGCUGCAGACGAAUGCUUCCAAAAAGUAGAGAGCAGUAAAGCCACCACUAUUUCUUUCAAGAACCGCAUUACUGAAUCCAUGGUCCAAGUGCGUGUGGAGAAAAUCAAAACUUCCAAUGAUUAUUUGGUAGAAAUCAACAAGAUGAAGCUUGCUGCCGGUAUUACUUAUAGCUAUUACAACAUGAAGCGUCAAGCUCUUGACUGGUUCCAAGAAAUUUCGGAUGAACCAUUAGCUCAAAUCAUGAUAUUGUAUUACAAAAUGCAAGAACCAGAGCAACGUACACCAGCAAACAUCAAGCGUCUUUCUGAUUUGAUGAGUCCCUUUGAAGCCACGCUCUUGCUGGACUACUAUGGUCGUAUGGCACUCAGUUAUGGUCAAUUCCGUCUUGGUCAAUGUUAUGAGCAUGGCCAUGGUGUCUCGAUCGACAACAACAAAGUUCUUGACUUUUACAACAAAGCUUGUGCCUUUUUACAAAACAACGAAACUUAUGAAAAGCUCGCCGAUAUUUCAGACAAGAGUGGAUCCACCAUGGACUUGUUUCCUACGCUCUACAAUGCUGCUCGUAACGAUACCAGUGCUAUGUUUAGAUUAGGCCAAUACUACCAUGCCAAGGAACCUACAGAUGACCCUGAUGUGCCUUGUAAGAAAGCAGCUGAUCAGUACUUGAAGGCAGCCCAAGCAGGUCAUGCUCAGUCAUGUUACUACUAUGCCAAGUAUCGUAUUCAUCAAAUCCAGCAAACCUCGCCUUUGAAUGCUGCUGUGAAAUCCAAAAAAGCCGUUAGCUAUUUGCGCAUGGCUGCUGCCAAGAACCAUGGUCCUUCCUUUUAUGAACUUGGUAAACUAGAAAUAGCAGCUGGCCUAUAUGAAGAGGGUGUAGAAGAUUUGAAAGAAGCUGAUUUCUUGGGCUGUGGCGCUGCUAGUUUCGAAUUAGGCGAGUUGUAUCGUACAGGCUUUACAGGUGUGAUUUCUGAUAAAGUGACAUUCCGUAUGAUGCAAAACUAUGAGAAGUCUUACAAGUACUACACGCGUGCUAUGGAUCAUGGCUUUACGUUGGCCAUGAUUCGUAUUGGAACAUUAUAUGAAACAGGAGCUUUAGGUGAAAUCAAUUUGGAUCAAGCAAAAUCAUGGUACAUGAAAGCAUUACAGUCCAACACAUGUCCUGAAGGCGCUGCAGAAUACGCUUUGGGUUGUCUUGAAGAGAUGAUUUGGUCCACACCCACUCAACAACAGCGCAAAACUGCCUUUGACUGGUUCUCUAGAGCUUUAGAAGCUAAGAACAAGUUGGCUAAUUUCAAGAUUGGCAGUUAUUUGCUUCAUGGUUGGAUCAUUCAAACAACAUUGGAGCAAGAUACUCAACGUGGUCUCUCUAUUCUUCAAGAAGAAAACAACAAUGGCAAUGUUCUGGCCAUGAAAGAGUUGGCAAGAUACCAUGAAACUUUAGGCAAUUUUCAAAAAGCAUUUAGUUACUGGCGUAAUGCUGAACUCUUGAAUGAUUCAGAAGCGUUAGAAUUUAUUGCUACCUGUUUUGAAAAGGGCCUUUUGGGUCAGAAAAUCGAUGCUGAAGAAUCCUCAAGAUACAAAGCACUUGCUCUUGAUGCUCGUAAACAAGCUGUAGAAACACAACGUAGUGUCAUGGGCUUCAAGUCUGAUUAUUCUGAAGAACGAAAGCUUUUAAAGUAA